UUUGAAACCAGUAAAGUCAAAGAUAUUAUUUUGUUGUUAAGAAGAGGAAAAAAGUCAAAGUUAUCCUGUUUGUUUGUUUUCCCCAAAUUAAGAAAAAAGCAAAGGCGUAGAGGGAGAGAGUUUGUUCUCAGGAAGUCGGUAUCUCUAUCGAAGCCGACUUCACGUCACGAUUACUUACUUCCACGUUACAUUUUGUCGUGUUUUCUUCCUUCCGUUUCCUUCUCUGGCAAGUCUGCUUCGUACGUACUCUCUCUUCAUUCCCACUUCACACUUUCUACUUUUUACCAAAUCCUAUCCUCAACUCUAAUUCCCACCAUUUCUGAUCCACGAUUUCAAAUUGGGUGGUUGGAAGCAGUGUUUGUGCUGUAAUUGGAUCUGAUCUGAUCGGAUUCGAUUGAAAUUUGGAUCCCAUGGAGAAGCACGAGGAGGAAAACGGUCUUUGCAAGGCGGAAUCUGUUGAUGGUAGCCUUGAUGUUUGGAGUUGUCAGAAUUCUGAUUCUUCUUCCGCUGAUCACCUUGUCGUUAUGGUCCAUGGGAUCUUGGGAAGUACGGAUGAUUGGAAGUUUGGAGCUGAGCAGUUCGUCAAAAAGAUGCCAGACAAAGUCUUUGUUCACUGUAGUGAAAAGAAUGUGUCUGCGCUUACUCUAGAUGGUGUGGAUGUAAUGGGUGAACGUCUAGCAGCUGAGGUUCUUGAUAUUAUUCAGAGAAAACCAAAUAUCUGUAAAAUCUCCUUUGUUGCACAUUCUUUGGGAGGGCUUGCAGCAAGAUAUGCAAUUGGGAAAUUGUACAAGCCCGCUAAUCAGGAAGAUGUUAAAGACUCGGUAGCGGACAGUAGUCAAGAGACUCCCAAAGGCACAAUAUGUGGACUCGAGGCUAUGAAUUUUAUUACUGUAGCUACACCACAUUUGGGUUCAAUGGGUAAUAAACAGGUUCCGUUUCUCUUUGGUUUUUCUUCCAUUGAGAAAGUUGCAGGUCUCAUUAUCCACUGGAUAUUUAAAAGAACGGGCCGUCACCUUUUCUUGAAGGAUGAAGAAGAGGGAAAACCACCAUUGCUUCGACGCAUGGUGGAAGAUACCGAUGAUUGUCAUUUCAUAUCUGCACUGCGAGCCUUCAAAAGGCGGGUGGCUUAUUCAAAUGUGGGCCAUGAUCACGUUGUUGGCUGGAAGACGGCAUCCAUUAGACGUGACAGUGAAUUGCCUAAGUGGGAAGAUUCUCUGAAUGAGAAGUAUCCUCAUAUUGUUUACGAAGAACUCUGCAAGGCAUGUGAUAUGGAGGACAUACCAGAAGGCGAGAAUCAUUCAGACGACAUAGAAGAAGAAAUGAUCAAAGGCCUCUCCUCUGUCUCAUGGGAAAAAGUUGAUGUUAGCUUUCACAGUAGCAGGCAGAGGUUUGCUGCCCAUAGUGUUAUACAGGUUAAAAAUGAAGAUAUGCAUAUAGAAGGAGCAGAUGUCAUAGAGCAUAUCAUCGAUCAUUUCCAUGCUUAAAUCAGUAAACUUUUCAUCACCCAAGAGUUUGGGACACGACAUUAAGGACUCAAAUUUCUUAUAGUAGAGCAACAAUUUUCCAGCUGGACGUUUAUAUGUCACGUAGUUGUUUACACUAUAAAAUCAUCUCAUUUUGUCUGUAAUUGCACAGGUAGCAAGACGUCAAUUAUGACCAAUGUAUUUGAUACAUGGUAUUAGCAAAGCAAAUUGUUCAAUUCAAUUGUAUCAUGUAUUCACAAAUAUUUUGCAAUGGAAGCUUUGUGCCUAUAUAUUUUUUUUACUUGGAAGAAUUCCUACCGACUGAGUUUGUGGUGUCAUUUGAUAAUCAACGUCUUAACAUUCUCAGGGUGAAGGACUAAAAUGCAAUCAGUACACUUUCAUCUUCAGUAUUUCUCUCUGGUUGUUUCCUUUGAUUUGGUGACUUGAAAUAGUCUACGUAAUCUUGCCAUGUUGUAUGACGUGAACAUGUUACAACCUUAGCAUCAAGUACAUCUGGAAGUCGAAGCUCUGGUGGAGCAUUAGUUUUCUCUUCUAUUUGUGCGUCUUGAACAUUCUGUAUCUCUUUAGGCUGGACAUUGAUAGUGAUCUAGCAAAGACAGGUUUGUUGGUUUAAGACCUCCCUAAGUUUUUGUAAGUUUGAGCUCGUUUAAGGAAGGGUAGAAAGAAUUGCAUUUAAGAAGAAUGAAUGAAUAUAGUAAAACAUUUUUUUACAAUCAGCUAAUCUAGAAGCUUUGAAAACAAUCCAAUGUUGAUUUUUUCCAGUUUGACCCUCUGAAGCUUAAGUAACUACGAGUUGAGAGUGUCCAAGAGAUGGACAAGGAGAUAACAGAGGCACGGAAAAUAUUCCCAUGUCUUUACUGUCUGCUCCGUCCCAAAACCCCUUCCAACUUGAUGGCGUUAAUGGACAAGCAUCAGCCUGAACCUGAGCUUCUUCCCUCUUAACAGCUUUACGGCUGAUCAGCUGGCUUUCAUCCUCCGUCACCUGUCUCUUCCUCUUUGCUUUUAAAGAAAUAGUCUUCUUGUUGUCUCCCAAGUCCUCAUGCUUUCCUGCUUCAAGUGGGAAGUUAAGAAUAGCUUUGCUUCCUCGUAGUUUAAAAGCUGCCUUGUCAUAACCUCUUGCAGCUUCCAUGGCUGUGUCAAAAGUGCCUAACCAGACACGAACACCUUUCUUGUUUGGGUCUCUGAUCUCAGCCGCAUACUUACCCCAUGGUCUUCUCCUGACGCCUCUGUAAUGCCUUUGAUCAUUCUCUUGAACCACCGGUGCAGUAGUAGGAACUGCUAUAGUGGCAAGAGGUGGUUUGCGUUGGCUUAGAGUUGAGGUGGUGCAGUGGUGGAUGGUGGAGGCAAAGGUGUCUAAGGAAGGGAAAUCAGUAAGAAGGUGUUGGGUUAUGAGAUCUAAAGCUGACUGGUCUUGUUCUUGCUGUUGUUGAUGUGAAGAAGCCAUAGAUGAUGAAUUAUGUUGGAGUCUUCUUUGUGGUUUUGAUUAUGGAUUUUGGUUUUUGAGAUUGGAGGUUAUAUAUAAAAGUGGGAUUGAGAGGUUUCGUAGCUAG
Molecule: messenger RNA, 3034 nt
Organism: Arabidopsis thaliana (thale cress)
Lineage: Eukaryota; Viridiplantae; Streptophyta; Magnoliopsida; Brassicales; Brassicaceae
Product: alpha/beta-Hydrolases superfamily protein
Exons: 10
Coding region: 411-1484 (357 amino acids)
Source: RefSeq, marked reviewed